This is a messenger RNA of Anoplophora glabripennis (Asian longhorned beetle), 2388 nucleotides long. RefSeq names its product metabotropic glutamate receptor (gene mGluR). Gene Ontology annotation, biological process: G protein-coupled glutamate receptor signaling pathway; regulation of synaptic transmission, glutamatergic. The annotation marks the transcript as partial. Gene Ontology annotation, cellular component: membrane. Lineage: Eukaryota; Metazoa; Arthropoda; Insecta; Coleoptera; Cerambycidae. The record is from RefSeq and is a predicted model, not a curated record. Gene Ontology annotation, molecular function: group II metabotropic glutamate receptor activity. The transcript is spliced from 7 exons.
AUGUUCACGUGGCUGCUGGUCUACUCCCUGUCCCUGAUAGUGUCCGCGGGCGUGCAGCUGGACCAGCAAGUGGCCGUCAGCGUCCCCGGAGAUAUUAUCCUUGGCGGAUUGUUCCCCGUUCACACGAAAGGGGAUCGAUCGCCAUGCGGUUCCCAGAUCUACCACCGCGGCGUCCAACGGCUCGAGGCGAUGAUGUACGCCGUCGACACAAUCAACAAGAACCCCAACAUCCUGCCGAACGUCUCGCUCGGCGUUCACAUACUCGACACCUGCUCUCGCGACACCUACGCGCUGAACCAGAGCCUUCAGUUCGUCAGGGCGUCCCUGAACAACAUCGACACAUCCGCGUACGAAUGCCCCGACCAUUCCGUACCCCGACCACGGAACAACCUCUCCGGGCCAGUCUUCGGGGUGGUGGGGGGCUCGUACAGUUCGGUAUCCCUGCAGGUGGCCAAUCUACUUGGGCUAUUCCACAUACCGCAGAUAUCGCCGGCCUCAACGGCCAAAGCUCUCAGCGACAAGUCACGGUUUAAGUACUUCGCGCGGACGGUUCCUCCAGAUACUUUCCAAUCCAGCGCUCUGGUGGACAUCGUCAAAAGCGUUAAUUGGUCGUACGUAUCGACCAUCUACUCAGAAGGAUCUUACGGGGAAUAUGGCAUCGAGGUGUUCCACAGGGAGGCGCAGGAGAGGAACGUUUGUAUCGCCACAGCCGAGAAGGUGCCCAGUGCUGCUGACGACAAGGAAUUUGACAGCAUCAUCUUGAAACUGAAGAAGAAGAUUAACGCCAAAGGCGUCGUGCUGUUCACCAGGGCUGAGGAUGCAAGGCGUAUUCUGCAGGCAGCUAAGAGGAUGAACGCCAGUCACACCUUCUACUGGGUAGCCAGCGACGGCUGGGGUAAGCAGCAGAAGCUGCUGGAAGGAGUGGAGGACGUGGCUGAGGGGGCGAUUACCGUCGAACUCCAAUCUGACAGCAUACCGGGGUUCGACGAGUACAUGAUGUCGCUGACGCCGGAGAGAAACGUGAGGAAUCCGUGGUUCGAGCAAUACUGGGAAGACACCUUCGGAUGUACGCUCGAAAAAAAUAUACCGCUAGAGACUAACCAGACGAUCAAUGUCUGUUCCCCCGAUCUAAGACUAUCUCAUCAGAGCGCCGGAUACGAACAAGAGAGCAAAGUGCAAUUUGUAGUCGACGCCGUUUACGCCUUUGCUUUCGCCCUGCACAACCUCUACGAAGACUUAUGCAAAAACUACACCCAACCGGGGAUUUGUCCCGCAAUGACCCAGUACGACGGGGGAGACUUCUACAAAAAGUACCUGCUUAACGUUUCAUUUCAAGAUUUGGCCGGCAGUCCAGUUAAAUUCGACAGUAGCGGAGAUGGUCUGGCUCGGUACGACAUUUUGAACUACCAGAGACUGGUCAACUCUUCAGGAUAUCACUACAAGGUGGUUGGGAAAUGGUUUAACUCGCUAGAACUGAAUCCGGACAUUUUAGUAUUCGACCACAACCAAACUGUUACCCCCACAUCGGCUUGCUCCCUCCCGUGCGAAGUUGGAAUGAUUAAAAAACAACAAGGGGAUACAUGCUGUUGGAUAUGCGACAAAUGCGAGGAACACGAGUACGUCUACGAUGAAUCCACAUGUAAAGAUUGCGGGCCAGGAUUUUGGCCUUAUAAAGACAAACUGUCCUGCUAUGCACUGGAGCUGCAGUACAUGCGCUGGAACACGCCAUACGCUUUGGUCCCGGCAGCAUUCUCUUGCCUGGGCAUCCUAGUAACCUUCGCCGUCAUAAUCCUAUUCAUAAAGCAUAACGACACGCCGCUAGUUCGAGCCUCAGGACGAGAACUGAGUUAUAUGUUACUCUUCGGGAUUUUCCUAUGCUAUUUAAAUACUUUCGCGCUCCUAGCAAAGCCAACUACCGAAAUCUGUAUCACCCAGCGGUUCGGAGUAGGCGUCGGAUUCUCGAUAAUAUACGGGGCACUUCUCACCAAGACCAACAGGAUCUCCAGAAUAUUCGAUUCCGCAUCUAAGUCAGCACAGAGGCCCAAUUACAUCAGCCCUAAGUCCCAGGUGAUAAUAACUUGUACGCUUAUUGCCGUGCAAAUUAUUCUUACCUUGGUAUGGAUGGCUGUUGAGCCACCGGGCACAAGAUUUCACUACCCCACCAGGAAUCAGAUUAUACUAAAAUGCAAAAUCCAGGAUAUGUCCUUUUUAUUCAGCCAGCUCUACAAUAUGGUCCUAAUCACAACCUGCACUGUUUACGCUGUCAAGACCCGCAAAAUCCCUGAGAACUUUAACGAAUCUAAAUUCAUCGGUUUCACUAUGUACACCACAUGCAUCAUAUGGCUGGCAUUCAUCCCAAUCUACUUUGGCACUGGCAAGGCGUAUGAG